Magallana angulata is the source of this 2043-nucleotide messenger RNA. Its product is annotated as putative ankyrin repeat protein RF_0381. Gene Ontology annotation, cellular component: cytoplasm; nucleus. NCBI's taxonomy places the organism in Eukaryota, Metazoa, Mollusca, Bivalvia, Ostreida, Ostreidae. The transcript is spliced from 3 exons. The record is from RefSeq and is a predicted model, not a curated record. The coding region runs from base 103 to 1530 and encodes 475 amino acids. Gene Ontology annotation, molecular function: protein binding.
CAGCGCUGAAGCGUGACAAAAGCACACACUCUGACACCAAUUCACUAAGAUUUCCCCGUCAUGCAUAACUUGAUAAAUAAUUAGAAGACGUUUAGAAAAAAGAUGACGGAAGAUGAGGAUAUAGGAUUUGCUGAUGGUUUAGCGGAGAUAAAGAACAAGUGUCGACACCUGAUAGUCCUUAAUGAGGUUUACCGUGUUGGUUUCUAUCAAGGACAAUGUGGCAAGCCAUUCAGCUCAGACGAGAACGAGGUGCUGGAUGUACAAUAUCUUCACCAAGCCGUGUUCGAUGGCAACUUGGAACAUACUCAGCUAUUGAUAAAAGCGGGAGAGGAUCCAAAUCAAAAACUCAUGGGAGGACCCAAGAUAUUCACUUGUGUUCAAGAUGGAUGGAAGAUGAUGCACGCCUACUUCGAAGGAACAACCCCUCUGAUGAUAGCUAGCCAGAGAGGACACCUUAAGAUUGUCAAGUUCCUGCGAAACCAAGGGGCAAUAAUCGGAAAAACAGACUGUUUGGGAUUCAAUGCGUUCUUAAUGGCUUGUGGAUCGAAUCAGCUUGACGUGUGCCGAUAUUUAUUUCGUCAUCGGACGCAUUUGGAAUUCCGAGACGAGUUGAAUGGUAUGACGCCUCUUCUUGUCGCCUGCAGGGCUGGAAACGAGGCAGUUGCAAAAUGGCUGAUAGAGGAAGGCGCCAACGUGCACGUUUGUGAUUUUACAGGAAAAGGGGCUUUACAUUUUGCAGCGUGGAAUUAUAACAUCCCUCUUAUGCAGUUACUUGUGUCUAAAUUUGUAAAAAUUAACAGCAAAGAUCGCGAUGGCAACACCCCUCUUCAUCUUAUGCUGUCUGAUUCACCACUGGAACCCCCAGCUACUGAAGAAUUUCUGGAGCAGAAGAAAGAAGUGGAUACCAUUAAAGGCAUAUUGGAAACAAUGGCAAAGAUGAAGGAGGCCAAUAUCAUUGUGGAUCUUGGAUUAACGAUUUGCAGAGGAACAGAAGACAUAAUGGUCAAAUCUUACGAGAAAUGGAAAUCGUUGUCAGUGUUCCUUAAACUGGGCGCCGACCCGAACGUUCGAAACAGGGAAGGGAAAACGCCAUUGCAAGUGUUGCUGGAAGGUCUUCCAGAGGCCUAUAUAUCUAAAGGAAGAGUCAUCGUCUUCCAGCCAAACAGAAACCAGGAACUGUUGGUUCUGCUGCUCAUUCUUCUGAAACUUGGGGAGGAUCCAGAAAUGAAACUCGCGGGCGGAAUUACAUCGAACGAUUUGUGCCAGCUGCAAAAGAAUGCUUUGGCUCAGCGUAUUCUAAAUAGGUACAAGAACAAUGUGGACGAUGUUAUUGAAAAUGACGAUGUUGUUCAGAAAACGAUUGCUAAGUUUGGUAGUAAAUAUUUGUUGAAACUGAAACAAGUAGAGAGUGAAAUCGAAAGCCUGUCGAACAUGAUUAUAGAACCAGUGAGGCGACGUUCUUUAUUUGAAUUUAUGUACGACGGCAUCACAGAGCUCUACCGGUAUGUGGACAGUGUUGUGAGCGGUUAGAGUUAUCGCGCUUGAAUUUGUACAAGGAUAGUGUUAUAGUUUAAAAACAGCGUAUUUACAUUUACAUAUAUAAUUUACCUUCCAAAUCAAUGAAAAUUCCAUCAAGUGGGUAGGUAAACGGACACCUUGCUACCCAGAACGAGCAGAUUAAUGACACCCGCUGGGUAUUUCGAUUUUUUAGUUAAUAUUUGAUUUUGGGUUAAACAAAAAGUCACGGACAACAGAUAUUGAGAUUUUUCUCUAUGACUUUGUGCCAAAAUGUAUUAAUUACUAAUGAUGGGCUAAAAUGGCCCAUACACCAUUUGAAGCAAAAAGAAGAAUAAACCAAACAUAAUCUGACAUUUGCUCCAACGUAUUAAAUCUGUGCUUAAUUCAAGUAUGCUAUAUUACUGUAAGAACAUGAUAAGUUAUAAAACUCUAAAUGAGUAUCUAUUAUUCCAACCCAUUUAUCAGUGUUUUGUUGUCUUUUCAGAUUUUUUUCUAAACAUGAUCUUUAGAAAAGUACAAUCUGUG